AGUAUACAAGUGAAAACCGGUACCAUAUCACCCUUCCGGUUCUUAUGAGCGAUGCUUGAAGUUUAUGCCCAACCCAUUGAUAGGAGUGUUUUUGUGGCGGGAGAAACGAUUGAAUGUAGAAUAGUAUUCAUAAAUGCAAAUACAGGAAUAAAACAAAGGACAAAAUCUGUUCAACUGGCAUGGGCAAGCGCUCAAAUUCAUUGUCAAUGUACGACGAAUGAAUCUCGAAUAAGUAUUCCGAAAUCGGAGCCAACCAGUGCCGACCUCAGCUCAUCAGCUAAUGAAACAUCGUUCGUUCCAAGUCGAGGGGAAAAGGGACAAGCAGUCCUGACAAGUAAACCGACAAUUUUAUUCUGUGAUCUAGCCUUAAAGAGUGGAGAAAGACGGGAGUUUAUUUAUAAAGAAUCGAUCCCACUAGAUGCACCACCCUCUUACAGGGGUAAUUCCAUAAAGUAUGCUUAUAAAAUAACAAUCGGAACACAACAAUUAAACAAACCAACUGAACUGUUAAGGGUAUCAUUUAGGGUUUUAGUUGUUCCUGGAUUAAACGAUUUAACAGUUUACGCCGAUCCAGAUUCUCUAACUCCCUCUAAUCCAUUUCGAAAGCAGCAAAAGAAUAAAGAAACGGCACCAACUGGUAUAUUGGAUAUUGCGUUGCAAAUUAUUCAGAAUUUAACUUGUAGAAGAACUACGAAUUUUUAUAAUAUUACAAAUAGUAAUGGAAAAGUAGCAAGAUUUUGUCUAUUUAAACAAGCUUUUCGAAUAGGCGACGAUAUUAUAGGUACCUUCGACUUUUCAUUAGGAACAAUUCCAUGUAUAAAGAUGGCUGUUAGUUUACAAAGUGAAGAGCAAGUUUCAGCUGAAUGCCGCAAGAAAAAUACGUCAAAUUCGAGUAUAACAACUCACUGCCGACAGCAAUUAUUUUGCUUGCAUUCUCUGCAUACCCAUAUCACUAUACCUGUUCCCUUAACUGCUACUCCAGAAUUUUUUACCGAUCUCGUUCAUUUAAAGUGGAAAUUGCACUUUGAAUUUGUCGUUUGUUCUGAUACCGUAGACGUUAACGCCCUCUGUGGUUUGACAAGCCUAACAGAAUAUGAAACUUGGAAGGCUCCAGAAUGCUUACAAGUUGAAACAAUGAUUUGGGAUUUACCUGUAAAAAUAUUAGCCACAAAUCCUGUAUCUUGUCCUCCUCAUUCAACAUCUGUAGGCUAUGGUUAA
Dimorphilus gyrociliatus is the source of this 1218-nucleotide messenger RNA. The record is from the annotation of a GenBank genome assembly. Lineage: Eukaryota; Metazoa; Annelida; Polychaeta; Dinophilidae.